Elgaria multicarinata webbii is the source of this 1385-nucleotide messenger RNA. It is a transcript of the gene EIF3I, whose product is annotated as eukaryotic translation initiation factor 3 subunit I. The transcript is spliced from 11 exons. Lineage: Eukaryota; Metazoa; Chordata; Lepidosauria; Squamata; Anguidae. Gene Ontology annotation, molecular function: RNA binding; protein binding; translation initiation factor activity. The record is from RefSeq and is a predicted model, not a curated record. Gene Ontology annotation, cellular component: cytoplasm; eukaryotic translation initiation factor 3 complex, eIF3m. Bases 134 to 1111 code for a protein of 325 amino acids. Gene Ontology annotation, biological process: cytoplasmic translational initiation.
CCCUCGGAGUCGCUCUCCCCAUACCUAUCUCUAUGAGCACCUCGCUUCCUUCCGGUCGGAUCCCGGAAGUGAAUCCUCCCCUUCUUUGGCUCGUGCUGCUGUUGCUGCUGUCGGCCUUUUCCCUGCCGCAGCCAUGAAACCUAUCCUGUUGCAAGGCCACGAGAGGUCAAUUACUCAGAUCAAAUAUAACAGGGAAGGAGACCUCCUGUUUACAGUAGCCAAAGAUCCGAUCGUUAACGUUUGGUACUCUGUCAACGGGGAGAGACUCGGCACAUACAAUGGACACACCGGUGCUGUCUGGUGUGUCGACGCUGACUGGGACACGCGGCGUGUGCUGACCGGCUCUGCAGACAACAGCUGCCGCCUCUGGGACUGUGAGACAGGGAAGCAGCUUGCUCUGGUCAGCACCAACUCCGCUGUGCGAACCUGUGGCUUUGACUUUGGAGGGAAUAUCGUCAUGUUCUCAACAGACAAGCAAAUGGGCUACCAGUGUUUUGUGAGCUUCUUUGACCUCCGUGACCCCAGCCAGAUCGAGGACAACGAGCCGUACAUGAAGAUUCCCUGCAGCGAGUCCAAAAUCACCAGUGCUGUUUGGGGCCCUCUUGGGGAAUUCAUCAUCGCAGGGCAUGAGAACGGGGAGCUGAACCAGUUUAGCGCCAAGUCAGGGGAGGUCCUGAUGAACGUCAAGGAGCACACCAAGCAGAUCAAUGACAUCCAGACGUCCCGAGACAUGACUAUGUUCAUCACAGCCUCCAAGGACAACACUGCCAAGCUGUUCGACUCCACGAAUCUUGAUCACCUGAAGACAUUCCGGACAGAGCGGCCGGUGAACUCUGCAGCCCUCUCCCCCAUCUUUGAUCAUGUGGUGUUGGGCGGUGGCCAGGAAGCCAUGGAUGUGACGACCACUUCCACCAGGAUUGGCAAGUUUGAGGCCAGGUACUUUCACUUGGGCAUUGAGGAAGAAUUCGGGAGAGUCAAGGGCCACUUUGGGCCCAUCAACAGUGUUGCUUUCCAUCCAGAUGGAAAGAGUUACAGCAGUGGUGGUGAGGACGGCUACGUUCGCAUCCAUUAUUUUGACUCCCAGUACUUUGAAUUUGAGUUUGAAGUUUGAACCUCUUCGUUUCCUCUUCAUCCUCCAUCUUUUCGAUCUUUGCAUUGCCAGCAGGGCCAGAAGUCCCGCUUUCUUCUAAGCGAAGCUUAACAGAGAGACCCAAACCAAAGCAGGGGGAUGGGUGGGCUGUGGCUGCUGCUUCGUUCCGGGGCAGCGCUAGGAGGGCCAGCGUCUUGUCUCUUCACAAGAAUGGCUGCUUCCUGCCCUGUUUGGCAUAUUUAUAACAGUAAUAUAGAAGGAAGUAAUAAAUUCUCAUUCUUGUUUGCAACCACAA